AUGAUCUUGAGGUACAUCCAGUAUGACGGGCCUCGGCCAGAUGAAGAAUUUCUUCAGGCGGUCCGUGUCGAAAUGGAAGAGGGGGCCCACUCCAUGCGGCGCGCGCAGGAGUCAGUCCCCGCAGCUCAGGGCUCAGAGCAGCAAGAGCUCGAAACCUGGGAUUCAAUCCUUUGCCUCCCUCAGAUGUAUGGCCUGCAGCUCACGGGCAAGGGCCGGCGGCUUCAGAAAGAAGAGCCGGUGGCGCUGGAGCGGCUGGUCGCCGUGGAUGUAAAUCAGCGAAGCAUUGAUGGCUACACUUCCCUGCAUGUGGCAACCGCAGCAGGCAACGCCGAGAUGGUUUCGCUGUUGCUGGAGUCUCGAGCGGAUGUCUCACUCUCCACCGUUCACAGAUCAGAGCUGCCCAUCCAUUUUGCAGCUCAGGGAGGCUACGACAUCGUGCUCCGGCUGCUGGUAGAGCCAACCAAGGCACGAGGACUUCUGGACGUUGGCACGGUCACUGGCUGGAACGCGCUGCACCUGGCCGUGGCUGGCCAGCACCAGGGUGCCGAGAACUGUUGUGGGAAUGACAGUCUUUAUAUGAGCGGAGGUGAAUCGCAGCCGGAUCACCAGCGGUCGAUCGCUGCCCAGAGUUGUGCCUCAGAAGCUGCCAGACCCAGUCUCGGCCAUCAGCUGAUGCAAAUGAAGAUGGAGACGACGAGCGCUGCCCGCAGUCACUUUAGCCAGCACAUCCGAACUAUGACGGCACUGCCUUUGCGUUGGACAUCGGUCCGUAAAUUUCCAAAGUUGCCGACGCGUCAACCCAGCCGUUGCCAAGAAGUUGGCCGACAUUUUCCAGAGCUGGUAUCUGGGAGCAGCAUGGUCUUGGACACCUAUGAGGCUUACGCCUGCAUGCAGGCAGCGGACACUUUUCUGGUGGACCCUGCAAUUGCCCUGACCGCAGAGCUGGGGGAGCUGAAAGCAGGAUGCAUCAACGUGAAGCCAUGGCCACAGCUUCGCUUCGCCGCGAACGAGACGCAUGCAGAAUUCCUGUACAGGUCAUGCAACGACGAAUGUCGAGCCGAAGCCUGGGAUCAAAUCCCUGUGCGGAUGGUGGGCGAAGACUUGCUGGUGAUCUCAAGUAUGCGCUUUGUCGCCGAGAUGCAGUACCAGCACAUAUUGCUUGACUUUGCCCCGCAAGCGUGGACGGUCCUGAACUUCGUGAAGAAUUCUUCCAGGAAAGUCUUAACGCAUUCUCCAGCGCAAACUCAGAUGCUGCAGACCAUGGGUGUUGAGCCAGCCAACAUCAUGGAAGUGCCCUUUACAGACGGACCAGAUCCAAACUUCCUGCUUUGUGUGGAACCGUCCCGUUCCAUGCACCUUUGGCGGGUGUCUGAUGACGGCCGUACUUUGCCGACCUUCGCAUACGGAGACCGAAGGCCAGAUGCAGAUCUCUGGCACAGGAUGAUCAAUUGGCAGGUUGGCCAUGAGAUUGCGCACUCUGUUGCAAAGCGCUCUGGUUGGGAGGACCUGGCGACAAUGCCAGGGAGGGUGGUGUUCCUGCAGCGAUGCAGUGCUCACCGCCCCAUCAUCAACGAACAAGCUGCUCUUGCGCUCACAAGCCGAGUCUUCUUGGCCAUGAAUCGCUCCGAAGGGGUUCUUUCCAUCUGCCCAGGCCGGAUGGAUUUCCUGGACCAGAUGAGAGAGACUCGAUCAGCACGACUGGUGAUUGGAGAGCAUGGAGGAGCACUGUCCAAUGCGAUGUUUCUUCAGCCGGAUGCAGGUCUGAUUGAGUUUGUGGGAAGCGCGGAAGCUCAUGCUGGACUGUCAGGAUAUUGGCCGCCGUACAAAAGCUAUUGGUAUGGAGGGUCUGGAGCAGCUCUGAAGUUCUUCAGGGCUGUUCUUUACGAGCCGGAUGCAGCAGGAGCAUGGAACAUCCGCCUUGAUGACCUGGAGGAGGCCAUCAAGCGGUGGAUGGCGCAGGAGCCGAUUCGUUCACGGUUAGCCAGCUGA
Symbiodinium pilosum is the source of this 1989-nucleotide messenger RNA. NCBI's taxonomy places the organism in Eukaryota, Dinophyceae, Suessiales, Symbiodiniaceae. The record is from the annotation of a GenBank genome assembly.